Molecule: messenger RNA, 1011 nt
Organism: Emericellopsis cladophorae
Lineage: Eukaryota; Fungi; Ascomycota; Sordariomycetes; Hypocreales; Bionectriaceae
Product: eukaryotic translation initiation factor 2 subunit beta-like protein
Exons: 3
Coding region: 1-1011 (336 amino acids)
Biological process (GO): translational initiation; formation of cytoplasmic translation initiation complex; formation of translation preinitiation complex
Cellular component (GO): eukaryotic translation initiation factor 2 complex
Molecular function (GO): translation initiation factor binding; translation initiation factor activity; mRNA binding
Source: RefSeq, a predicted model, not a curated record
AUGGCUGAAGAAGUAGACACCUCUGAACGCCGAUCCCGCAAGUCAGUCGCUUUCACAGACGAACAACUCGUAGUCGACGCCGACGGCUCAGUCUCCGUGAUGAGCGCCCCCGAAGAACCCAAGGACUCGGCGCAGUCCCACACGCCUCGUACGCCGCCGCUGUCUGCAGCCCUCGAGUCCUUUACUGAUUCCAUUUCUCAAGCCGCCGACGCUGAUGCCGCCACCACCCCCAACGACGAUGGUCUCGAUCUCUCCCUCAUGAAGAAGAAGAAGAAGAAGGUCAAGAAGACUGAGGACGAGGGUGCCGAUGCCGGCGAGGGCGCCGGGCCCGCGGAGGACGGUGGCCUUGACCUCACCAUGAAAAAGAAGAAGAAGAAGAAGGUCAAGGCCGAGGCGGGCGCCGAUGACGACGAGUUCACCGCCAAGCUCAAGCAGCUCGAGGUCCAGGACGCCGAGGAGCCCGCCGAGGAGCCCGAGGUCGAGGGCGACAUGGACGCCGGCACAGGCAUCUGGUCCCACGACGAGAUCAAGACCCCCGGCUUCAACAUGCUCCUCCAGCGCUUCUUCUCCCAGCUCGCCCAGAAGAACCCCGACCACGCCCUGUCGGGGACAAGGAGCUACAAGAUCCCCCCGCCCCAGUGCAUGCGUGAAGGCAACAGGAAGACCGUCUUUGCCAACAUUGCCGACAUUUGCAAGCGCAUGAAGCGUACCGACGAGCACGUGACGGCGUAUCUCUUUGCCGAGUUGGGUACAAACGGUUCCGUCGACGGCAGCAAGCGUCUCGUCAUCAAGGGCCGUUUCCAACAGAAGCAGAUUGAGAACGUUGUGCGAAAAUACAUCAUUGAAUAUGUCACCUGCAAAACCUGCAAAUCGCCCGACACAGAGCUCAGCAAGGGCGAGAACCGUCUGUACUUUAUCACCUGCAACAACUGCGGUUCGCGUCGCAGUGUGACGGCCAUCAAGACUGGUUUCUCGGCCCAGGUCGGCAAGCGCAGGAAGAUGAAGGUCUAA